Contarinia nasturtii (swede midge) is the source of this 1077-nucleotide messenger RNA. RefSeq lists its product as uncharacterized. The transcript is spliced from 4 exons. Bases 50 to 907 code for a protein of 285 amino acids. The record is from RefSeq and is a predicted model, not a curated record. NCBI's taxonomy places the organism in Eukaryota, Metazoa, Arthropoda, Insecta, Diptera, Cecidomyiidae.
UGAGCAGUUUCACUAUCUGAAUGAACAUGCAUGGGAAGGCCAUUACCUCAUGAAAGUAUAUUCGUCUGAAAAUUUAGCCAAUGAAAUGUCGCUGAAUGGAACCGCAUUUCAGACUGCUCAUCUUGCUACGCUUCACAUAAAAAACACAAACAUCCUUCGAAAAAUGUAUUAUUUCUUAAGCCAAUGGACAGUGGAUAUGCUAGGAGAUUCUUCGAUGAAAAAGUGUAAGCCGCCCAUAACUUUAGGAAAAGUGCAAAUAGAUAAAGUUCGUGAACGAUAUCUUGCGGGUCUAUAUGCAAUUGCAGAUACAAAUUGUAGCCGGGACAGAUUCAAGCGAUUUGAAGUGGCUUUCAUCUUCUUUUAUAAUAUUGCAAAAAGAGUGGCUGGCACAAAAAAACUGUGCGGAGAUGCAGUGAUUUUGAGAGAAUAUGAGCGACUGGUAAAUAAACAUUUUACAGAUGCCGCAUCAAUUCCUAGUCCCCAGCCAAGUCGUGGUAAAAAACUGGCUAUCCCGUUCUUUAGAAAAAGAAUACCGAUACCAAAAUUCAUAACGAAGACACCAAAUGAAUUUGCAAAGUAUUUGCAGAGUAAAAUCAAGGCAGUCAAAGGAACGAUGUCAAUAAAUGCGAACCUAAAUGCUGUAUUCAAUGAGGUUUCAAACGAUAUAAUCAACUUAUAUUAUUACAUCUUUCAAUAUGCACCCGAAAAAUUUGUCAUAGAUCCAUUCGAUGAUCUAGUCAGAAUGUUUAUGGGAAAUUACUUGCACUCGGACAAAAAAUCUGAAAAUAAUCUUUACAUCAUUAGUAUAGCGCAUUCAACCUUUAUGCGUAUUUUUGGACCAAGGAAAACAAAAAGGGUUGAUGCACCAUUUAAACGAGACGACAAGCGUUCGUCACUAAGAUAUUGAUUUCUGGGUUUUCAUUUCAUAAUUCCUUCAAAAUAAUUACUGAAGUUAUACGCACGGCAUUAUAAUUAGGCAAAAAGUAAGAAAUUGGUUAUAUAUGUUGCUAAUUAAAUUGCUUUUCUCCUUUUGACAUUGAUGAAAUUAAAUAAAAGUAAAGAACUCGGAAUACUGUA